AUGGCACAUUUUGAAGCUUUAUACGGUCGUCGUUGUCGUAAUCCAGUAUGUUGGGACGAUUUCAGUGAAUCUGUCACUCUAGGAUCGGCUAUGUUAGAGGAGAUGACUGAUCAAGUAAAUAUGAUUCGAGAAAGACUUAAAGCGGCCCAGGAUCGACAAAAGUCCUACGCAGAUCUUAAGAGGAGACCUGAUGAGUUCGCCGUAGGGGAUUAUGUGUUAUUGAGAGUUUCACCGAUGAAGGGAGUCAUGAGGUUUGGCAAGAGGGGGAAGUUGAGCCCAAAGUUUACAGGACCUUAUGAGGUCACGGAGAAGGUAGGAAAGGUUGCUUACAGACUAGAAUUACCCAAUGAGUUGGGUAAGGUCCAUGAUGUGUUUCACAUUUCGCAGUUGAAGAGAUAUGUUCCCGAUAAAUCUCAUGUGCUAGAUCCUGAGCCCUUAGACCUCGAUGAGAAUUUAUCUUAUGAAGAGAAGCCUAUCAAGAUCUUAGAUUCUAAGGUGCGUAGUACGAGGAGAAAAGAUAUAAAGAUGGUGAAAAUUCUAUGGGCUAACCAACGCACACAGGAGGCAACGUGGGAAAUUGAGGAUUCCAUUCGUGAAAAAUACCCACACCUUUUUCCUGAGUUGGGAGCUUCUUCCAAUAGUUAUUGGAUUUGUACUUAUCGAGUGUAG
Amaranthus tricolor (Joseph's coat) is the source of this 669-nucleotide messenger RNA. RefSeq lists its product as uncharacterized. Bases 1 to 669 code for a protein of 222 amino acids. The transcript has 2 exons. The record is from RefSeq and is a predicted model, not a curated record. NCBI's taxonomy places the organism in Eukaryota, Viridiplantae, Streptophyta, Magnoliopsida, Caryophyllales, Amaranthaceae.